Molecule: messenger RNA, 10706 nt
Organism: Rhipicephalus sanguineus (brown dog tick)
Lineage: Eukaryota; Metazoa; Arthropoda; Arachnida; Ixodida; Ixodidae
Product: disintegrin and metalloproteinase domain-containing protein 10
Exons: 14
Coding region: 180-2744 (854 amino acids)
Biological process (GO): membrane protein ectodomain proteolysis; Notch signaling pathway
Cellular component (GO): plasma membrane
Molecular function (GO): metalloendopeptidase activity
Source: RefSeq, a predicted model, not a curated record
GUGCGCGCAUGCGCAGCGCGGGGCAACUUCGGAAAUCUUGACAAAAAAUAACAAAGUAACAAACCACAGUUCACUUUUGUGUCUGAGCGUGAGUGCAGUGUCUGUGGUGCGUUGUUUUGACACGGCCUUCCUCUGUUGUCGGGGCCGGAGUGUAACACACGGAACCAGAUGACAGUAGGAUGCGUUCUGAACUGCUGUUUUUUAUUAUAGCACUUUAUGCAACAACAGCUGAUUGCGCAAAGAGACUUAAUAGGUUUGUACGACACUAUGAGCCUUUGAUGUACAAUCAUGAUGAUGUCCAUGAACGACACAUGCGCAUCAAAAGGUCUCCACAAGACCGAGACGCAGCACUUCACCUCAAGUUUUACGCACAUAACAGACAUUUCCAUUUAAGGCUAAAACGCGACGCAUCAGUAUUCAGCAAUGACCUUGUGAUAGAAGCACAUGACAGGAGACCGCUGGACGUAGACCUGUCACACAUUUACUCUGGGCAUUUAGUAGGGGAGCCAACAAGUCAUGUAUUUGGGGCUCUACAUGAUGGCGUUUUCGAGGGACGCAUCGAGACAACAAAGGGCCACUAUUACGCGGAGCGGGCCAACAAAUACUUUACCGAUGAACGUCCAUACCACUCUAUCAUGUAUGCUGCCAGCGAUGUCGAGCUUCCAGACCACGAGAAUGACACCGCUCGGCCUGGCUGUGGCAUCACGGAGGACGUGCGGCAAUGGAUGGACAGAGUUGCCAACAGCGCUGUGCCAGAUACGGCUGAGGGUGGCUGGAGCAAGCCAAGGCGUGCUGUGCGCUCUCCGAGCGAGGAGCGGCACCACCAUUUUUCAGAGGCACCGCAAGCCAAGUACCUGCGGUCAGCAGGCGGCCUGCAUCUGGGCACUGGAGGGACCAGCUACCUGCCCAAGAGGCGCGUCUGCAACCUGUUUGUGCAGACAGACACCUUCCUCUGGGACCACAUCACAAGCACGGGCAGGGACCCUGUCAAGGCGCGUGAGGAGAUCUCCUCUCUCAUAGCCCAACACGUUGAAGCUGCCAGCCGCAUCUACCGGAGCACAAACUUCAAUGGCAUUCGGGAUAUCAAGUUCGCCGUGCAAAGGAUACGGAUCAAUGACAGCUCAGCUUGUUACGAUGAAAGACAUCGUCGGUCAAAUCCGUUCUGUGCGGGCAACCUGGAUGCAUCCAACUUCUUGAACCUCAACUCCUUAUCCAACCACGAUGACUUCUGCCUGGCCUAUGUGUGGACCUUCAGGGAUUUCCAGCACGGCACCUUGGGUCUGGCCUGGGUGGCAUCAGUUAAUGGUGCAUCUGGCGGUAUUUGUGAGAAGUACAAGACAUACUCUGAGAACAUCAACGGAAAGUCUGAAAACGUCAAGCGCAGUCUCAACACUGGCAUCAUAACGUUCCUCAAUCACAAUGCCAAGAUCCCGCUGAAGGUAUCUGAGAUCACCUUUGCCCACGAGAUAGGCCACAACUUUGGCUCCCCUCACGACUACCCACCAGAGUGUGUGCCAGGAGGAACGUUGGGCAACUACAUCAUGUAUGCCAGUGCCACCCAAGGCCACCAGCCCAACAACCAGCGCUUUUCACCAUGCAGUAUACGAAACAUCUCCGCUGUGCUGUCAGCAAUCUUGCGCGGAGAGCAGAAGGAGAACUGCUUCCAGGAGGAUGAGGGUCCGUUCUGUGGCAACAAGAUUGUGGAAGGAGACGAGGAGUGUGACUGUGGCUACGAGGAGCAGGAGUGCAUGGAGGACUGCUGCUACCCUCGUGAGCACCAGGGCAAAGGCUGCACCCGAAAGCCCAGAGCCAUCUGCAGUCCGAGCCAGGGUCCUUGCUGCACCAACAAGUGUGAUUUCGAGACCAAGGAGAAGCUGUGCAAGCUGGAGUCUGAUUGCACGGAGCUGUCAUAUUGCGAUGGGAAGCAGGCGAGCUGUCCCAACCCAGUCCACAAGCGCAACAAGACAGAGUGCAACAAUGGCACCCAGGUGUGCUGGAACGGGGAGUGCAGUGGCUCCAUCUGCGAGAAGUAUGGCAUGGACGAGUGCUCCCUCACUGAUGACACAAACCCAUCACCCGACAAGAUGUGUGAGGUGGCCUGCCAGGAGAAAGAUAAGCCAGAGUCCUGCAAGAGCACGUACGAGAUAGAGCGCAUGAAGGAGAUUCGGGGCAUCAAGCUGCGGCCUGGUUCCCCGUGCAACAACUUCCACGGUUACUGCGACGUCUUCCAGAAGUGCCGCAAUGUGGAUGCAGAGGGCCCACUGGCACGGCUCAAACGACUCCUCUUUGACAAGCAGUCACUGCAUACGGUCAAGCAAUGGGUCACGCUUAACUGGUGGGCUGUCCUGCUGAUGCUGGUGGCACUCAUAGUGGUGAUGGCAGUGUUCAUCCGUUGCUGCGCCGUGCAUACACCCAGCAGCAACCCACGAAAGGCUCCUGCAUUGCGCAUCAGCGACACAUUGCGCAGGCCUGGUGACACCUUCCGCAGAAAGCGACGAGUGCCCGAUCCUUCCGCAAUGCCCGGUGGUCCACCACCCCCGUACCCUGGUGGUCCACGGCCAAGCGCACCUCCGGCUGGCCCAUCCCACGGCUAUGGCCAUGGCCGAGGCCACUACAACAGCCGUGUCCCCGCUGCGCACGGUGUAGCGUCAUCUUCCGGUUCCUCUCGACACCACCAAGGGUCACGGGGAGCCGUGCCACCCGAGGUGGUUGAGCUGCGACCAGCUGGCAAGCGGCACCUUUGACACCACCGGCGGGAACACCGCUGACUGCAUAGGAGAUGGAAGGGCCUGCCUGCCUGCUGAUGCCUUCCUACCUGCCAAAAGACAGUGUGCCAGCGUGGCUGGCUGUGCCUCGCCCCAUCGCCAACACCACUGCAAGUGCUGCUGUUGCUUCCACACUGUGGAGUGAAAAACCUAGCUCUAGACUGCAGGGCCGUUUGGUUUGCCCACUGUGGGUGGUUUCAGCACAACAUCGCUUGUUUUUCUGCGUCACUGAGAGGAUAGUUGCAGUUUAGAAGCGCGUAUAUUGAUGUUGCAGUCAAAAAAUAGCAGUGCCAGCCACGAUUCCGUGGUCCCUCUGAAGAACACUGCAGAGGGAAAACAUAGCUCGAAACUGUGCAGUGCUGAUUUUGUUAUUGGGAAAGAGGCUUCAAGAUUGGCAGAGCAUGAUUCUCUGUGAAAUUGCGGUAUGUCGGGAAGGUUGGGCUCAAGACCAUAGGGCCAUUGAUUUAUUUGUACUACUCAGUGUGGCAAACGUAGCACUGCUUGUUUUUUGUCUUGGAUUUGGAUGUGAAUGAGCAUAAAUGAGCGUCAGCUUCAGGGAUCAAAGUGCCAUUGAAACCUGCAAUCCAAAAGGAAGGGUAAUCAGUUGUAGAGGUUGUUUCCCAAAGGCUUUUUGAACUACUGGUGGUAGUGCCAGCACAAUAUCCUUUGCCAAAGCUGUUGUCCAAGGCAAGUAGUGGUAGCCUUGAAGUGUAGCAGGGAAAGGUCGCUUUGUAUGGCAGAAGCAUUCUCUGGGUCAAAUAUUGAAUUUGAAUCUCCCAUGGCACCGCACUUAAAUUCGCAGGAUCUGCAUUGAGCACCGUGAAGAUUUAAAACCGAGCUUUGCACCUUCCCUUAAGAAACUGCACCUUUGGACACUAUGGAACUGUGUACACUACUAACUGUGUUCAUCAACGUGCUUUCUUCUAUUCUGUUAAGACAUCAACAUUUGAAAAGGGCAGAUUGUUUUCCUUGUGCAUCAAAUUCAUACAUCCUCAUUUGUUUUGAGGCCACUAGCUUUUGCAUCAUUGAGAUGCAUUUACUGCCAGCACAUUUUUUUAACUGCCUCUUUUAACACCCUGUCAGCGAACAAAUACCAGUUAUCACUGCCUACUACAUUGGAGUGCAUUGCACAUAACAGUUUUAACACAUACAAAGAUCGAAGAACAUGUUAUGUUGUCUAGAGAAACGCCUACUGUUCCUGGAUAGCUUAGAAAUGAAUUCAGAUGCUUUGUCUACAUUAUUUUCUUUGCCAAACAUUAUUACCAGCUGCACUUUUCCUUGUUUUACGAUUAUACAUAGCUGCGAGCUACGAGAAAUGACACAGAUUGUAUACCACUAGUUUCAAGAACGAAUCUUUAUUUUCUUUUAUGUUUUAGCAGAAAUAGUGGAGUUUAUCAGAGUACUGCACUCAUCAAAAUGCCUGUAACACUGCCUUUUCACCUAUUCGCAUGACUGUUUAGGCUUGCUUUUUAGUAUAAAUGGAAAACUGCUAAAAUGAGUGUUAAAUGGAAAAAACAUAACCCUUGGUGAGUUCUGCUAUUCUAUUUGCUAUUUAUAUUAAAAGGCCUAUUAUUUAGUGACUAGCCUAAAGUUGGCACAAUUUCCUUUCGUUUUGUCCAUGCGGUUUGUCUCAUUGGAAGAAUUUGCUCCAGAAGAAAACAAAAACUGCAGGGACAAUUUUUCUGAAGACUUGUAAUUUAUGUUUAUGCACUUCAUUACUAUUGAUCAUCUUUCUCUGUUUAUGUUAAAAUCAAUAGCUUUGAACUUGAUACAAAGUUAAUAUAACUUAUAAGCCUUUGUGUUUUAUUGUCCGAUGAUCACUUCUUUCACAAUUGUUUUUACUCGCCAAGUUUGAGUUAUCUUGACAUUCCAUCAUUAAUUCCUCACGCAAACAGCCAGGCACCCUCGUCAGUUGUACGCUAAUGUUCCAGUGCGUUCAUUCAUUGGUUAAAUGUUUACAAGAAAGCCUAGAGAAAAUGGGAUUUUUGAAUGUGGGUACCAAGGGAUGAAUGAAUUGGUGCUGUAUACGUAGUUCUUGAGUUUUAAUUAAGUGUUAACACCGAAAUUUUGAAUCUGAUAAUCACAUGAAAUAUAGAUCGAAAAUCUACAAAAAUUUUCGAUUCAGCUGAGCCAUAACACUAAUGUUGCAUCUAAUGCAUAGUGCAUGCAAAUGGAUCUGUGCAUCAAAAUAUGUCAGUUUUUAUUAUUAUUUGAAGUGACAAAAGUGCACGCAAGACUUCGUGAAAUAAAUUUAAUAGAAAAUUGUUAUUUAUUGAAUGAGACAGGCAAAAAUUUAUCGUGUGAAAACUACAGCCUAAAUCACAUUAUGUGCAACAUUCAAUAUUUUCAACUGUAAAUGUAGACAAUGGCAGCAAAUAUUAAAUAGACCAAGGGCAUGUCGGUGAGGCUGUAUUGUAUCAACCUUUUUAAGUGUACUUGGAAAAGAGCAUUCCUGCUGGUUAUUUUUCUUUAGUUUUGUAAAGAAUGUUAAUGCGUAAUGGUUAAAUGCAGGGCAUUAAAAUAAAUGGAAGGAAUAUACAGCACGUGCAGUUGAGGAGUGUACUAUAACCAAAUUUUACUAAUAUGUUUACUGUUCGUUAUUAGUUUCAAAGCUUUUUCUUUUUCAUUUCUCUCUAUGAAGGCUUGUUUGUUUGUUGCCCACAUUCUCAACAUUCACAGGUGUGCCUUGGCAACGAGUGCCAAUAAGUGUUCAUUUCUUGCCACUACCGCUUCAUAUACCUUGAAGAAUGUGUUGGCACAAUGCCAGCCACAAAUAGUUGAUAUCAAAUUACUUUUCAGGAUGUAAGAAGCUAAAUUUAGAUGCCCUGAUGCUUUAUUGUUGUGCAAUACUGCUUCUUGCCUAAGUGCAAUAGACUUGCCCAGAAUGUCACUAAUUAUGCUUGAUUUCUAGGCACCUUGUGUUUCCUAAAGCAAGCAGUGAUACAUCAGAUUCUUUUUAUAGAAUAAUAGUUGUUUCUCAUUGCUAGCCAUUUCAAGAGAGAACAAUUUUCUGCUGACAGCUAAUAGUACAGACAAUACCUGUUAUCUGGUGAAUCAAACUAAACAUGGGGCACCGGAAACACUGAAACACAUUAUGGCGAAGCAGCCUAAAUGGGAAAAUUGAAAGAAUGAACAGGACAAUGCACAGACUAUUAAUGGACAUCAGCAUAUACUGUGCUAUAUCGAAUAAAAAAAAAAUAUGGUUGAAUUAACCGGAGCCAAAUUAUCAAAAGUCUACUGUACCACAUUGGGUUCAGCAGCCCAUGGGAAGAUCUUUGAAGGCCUUCAGUAGGAGGCCUUUGUUGGAUGCCUUUCCUGGAGGCCUUCAACAAAAGGUUAAAUUUAUUCAGUUUUCUGUUGUUAUAUGGCUUUUUACCCCUAGUUGCUUUAUUUUUUCCGCUACCCUUCAAACUGUUUUCUACUUUUACGUGUUAACUUUUUGUGAAUAUUAUAACAUUGCACAAGUUAUGACAUACUGAUUGUAGAAGAUGGUAAAGCCUGUUUUAUUGGCCAGAUAUAGCACCACGGAAUGUCGAAACACAUGAAUAAUCCCGUCCUAGUAUUCUUCACUGCACUACCCUAGUAAAAUCAGACAAAAAAUUUCGCUUAAGGUAACACAUGCAAGAUAUGGGAACUCGAGCUGAACUCUCUUAUGCAUUUCAACAGGGAAACAAACUAGCCUGUCAUCAUGUCCUUCCUAGAUUUAGUAGUAUUAUGUUUCGUGAACUAUGGCCAUUGAACAAGAGAGUGUAAGGGCCUUGCUAUUAGUAAUCGGUAAAAUGCUUGGGUUGACCCCAAGUAACUGUUCUUUAAUACACAAAUUUUACCUUUGUGUAUUGUACAUUGCAGCUAAGCUGCUGGUUCUCGCAUUGUACUGUACUCUUUUUGCUCUACCAUCAUUUACGUGCAACUGACGAAGUGUGUAUGCUGGUUCUAAAGGCCCCUCCAUUCCAGAGGGUUAGGCCUGACAUAUGCAAGCCCAGUUAUGUCUAAAGGCUCUUUGCGGAAUCUGGAAUUCACACUAGUGCUAGUAGUAAUUUCCUUUCGAUUUUAUAGGUGUUUCAAUCAGCAUUACCUCUUUUUUUUGUGGAGGUGUUGCUCUGGUUUUGUUUUGGUGCGUGCUUCUCGUUAUUGUCGCUUAGAACAUGCGAACAAAAAAAAAAAGGUGCAGUUUCUGAACACCCACAGUGGAGAUGGUUGCUAAGACUAUGUCCACUGCCUGAACAUGAGCGCGAGUAGAGUUGAUCACAAUGAGUGUAGAGACUGCAUGCUUCAGGCUCAAGCUGCACUCUAUGGCCGGUAAAGCUUUCCUAACAGUACUAGUAGUUGAUGGUUUUGAAUUGCUAAUAUUUAUGAUUUAGUAAUUUAUGCCCUCCAUCUGCAACAUGGCUCAAGUUAAAUGCUUGGCAAACAGUGAACAGCUUUACCAGUAUUUCCAACUUGAAGUUUACCUAAUUUAUUGUUUUAUAUACAAGAUUUUAUGUGCUUAUAGAUUGCUGCCUUGUUUUUGUCUCUAAAGCUAGUUACACUUGCUAGAAAUUAAUAAUUUCAGCAGAUUUAAAAGGUAGUGAAAAAAAAAAGGGAAUAUGUGCUUUUGUAAUGCGUUUUUACUGUCAUUUGUUGUUUGAGGUAUGUGAUAAGUUUAAUAAUUUUUAACCUUUUCGUGGCUCAUCACAUACUGUUGGAUAGCAUGUCAAAACUAAAGAAAGUCAUUGUAUGCUUGUGUUUGGGUCUGCUCACUUGCAUCUGUGGCAUUCUUGGUCUUAUUUUUCAGACGCGGUUGUGUUCUUGUUUUAUUGUAAUGCACAGAAAUCGCUUGUAAACUUGUUUAAGAAGCAAUGAAAAUCAAAUGACAUGGUAACAUUUUUUGGCGUUAUGAUCCUGCACGACAUAGCAACAGUUAAUGUCAGUUUUUUCAUCACUGCCUGAGCUAAAUGGUUUGUGCUUAUAAAGCUGGAGGGACGUUGAAGUGAAGUUAAACUUGAUCAAUAAAUUAAGUUUGCAAUACCAAAAACAUUAGUCUUGCUGUGAGUAGAGGCUGUCCGACUAAGGAAUGACGGGUUGCAACAGUGCCUGAAAUUUCCUGCUCCAACUAACAGUAAUAUCAGUAAGUUUGAGUGCCUGCUUAGGACUAGUUAAUUAUUUCUGUAUAGGAUAACUGCCUAACAUUCUAAAAUAACCCAAGGUCACAAUGUAGCCAUUUUUGGAAGGUAAUUCUGUGCAGAAACUGGCUCGGGUGUGAAAAAAAUACGGCUGAAGUCUGUAACAUAAGACUCAAAAUUCAAGGAAGGGAAGUUUAACCUUCAUUUUCUUUGCUAGUAAUCGUCUUUUUUUUUUUUUUGCUUAAAAAUUUAACUGGAACACUGUUUUGAAACGGCAUUUUAUGACUAACAGUAAAAACUAGUUUGUGAAAGCUUUCAGUGUUCUUUUGAAUGAUUCCCAAAAACUGCUUGGUCCGUAAGCGCACUUUUCACUGUGGCUUUAGUGAGUGGAACGUUGAGUGCAUUUUACAAUGGGCAUAACUACAGGCAAAACAUGGGAACUACGCAGCAACAGCAGCAGCAGUGAAGUAAAAAAAUAGUUAUUCUAAGCAGAGCUCAGACAAGCUAGUCAGCAUACAUUAAGAGAGUCUUGGUUGAGGCUCUUCAGUCUGUAAUCUCUGCCACUUUAGAGCACCUUUCUGUGUGACGCUUUCAUAAGCAGCACAUAGGAGGUCCUAGCAGUGUGAUAUGGACCAUGUAUGUAAACGAUCUACACGAGUCUGGUGUGCAUUUUCGCCCGUGGAAGCGCACACAUACAAUGAAACACACCUCACACAUGUGAAGCCGCAAGUGUCCUUUUAGAUGUUUUAAUGUAAUUCUCCCUUUUUUCCUUUUAACGUGCAGUGUUUCGAGAUUGAAUGCAUAUGUGUGGCGAAAGCGUUGUCAGCCUCCAGGAGAGUUUGGUGGCGUCUGAGAAUUGAUGCUUGUUCAAGCAGCCUGUCAGAUAUCACGUUGCGCUGCCAAUGAUUGUAACAGUAAGUAGUCACUGCUUCCAUGGCAUUAGCCAUGUUCUGGAAAGCUUCAGUCACAGCUUAUCAUCUGAAGUGUACAUUUCAAAUUGUGCUUCUUCGACAGUUUUGUCAGUUUUGUGUGGUCUAGCCAGUCUCCUUAAUUUUUCUCAAGUUUUCAGGCAUCAGCUAUAUUAACAAACAGUGCUGAAUUGUGAGUGUUCAGAAUGAAGAAAAUUUGCCUCGAAAGCAUUUCAGAGCCUUGUGUUGUACAGAAUUUUUUGUACACCUACAAACCACGAACAAAAGCACCUUUGUAUGAUGCCUCCAGUCCAGUGAUGACUCUUAACCAAUAGUAUGCUGUGUAGUUCAUGUCAUGGUCUCAGUUCCCUGAAACUUGUACAGAUAAAUGUGUCUGUCAGGGCUCGCGGUUCUACUCUGCUGCAAUAAGACGGGAGUGUGACUUCAUCUGACCUUGCAGUGUCUGUUUCUAGUGUUCUGGGCUCUGACAUGAGGCCACAGAAGCGUGCAAUUUACAUGGCUUUAGUAUUUACUAAAUGUCUGUCUGGGCAGCUCAAGUGUGAUGGAGUCACAAUCCAAUCUUGCCAUAUUUGGAGCAGCACACUUGUAAGUGAGAUCAGAGAUGUGGCUGGACUAACUUCCAGUACAGGAGCAUCAAGCAAAGUCCAUCAGCGCCUGUUUGAACUAAUCGUACUCCGCGCUUGCACUUGCAGAACACAGGCUUUUGCCAUAUUCUAGCCGUGUAUGCAGCAUUCCAACAGUGAAAAUGUCCGGUAGUGUUCUAUUGCCAGUGAAAGUAGCAAUGUUUCUGAAGUGGCACUAUACUUCUCAUUGUGCCAACCAAAGCAAAGAAUUGAAACGAAAAGGCCUUGAAGUUUGAGCUGCUGCUAUUAUGUAGCAUGUGUUGGUGUGAUUUGAAUGGUGCUGUUGGUCUGUAAAGUAUCUGGUUGCAUCUCUGCUUCUCACCCUCUGUUAUACACAGCUAGAAUCUGACUUCUGCUUUGACUCCACUGAGCAGAGGGCAGCACUACGUGAUUGAAGUAUCCACUAUUUUUCUAUAGUGCUUCUUGACAAAUACUGAGUUACUCUUUUGAUGGGGUGCUGUUGCUAUCUGCUUAGACACUUAGAUGUAAGGGUGUGCCUCAGGCAACUGUUUGUUGCAGAAAGUGCCAAGAAACAUUGUUCCAGCACAGUGAGGGACAUCAUUCAAAAAGCCUAAGCUGCCUUCUACUCAGCAGAGACCAGACAGGAAUUAGAGUAGGGCUGUUUUGAUCAUGGGACCUUGAUAGUGCAGAGCAAAGCACAAUUGCUCAGAUUGCUUUAUAUUUCUAAUUUUUUUUGUAAUUGAGCAGCAUUUGUGCUAGGAAUGUGCGAGAUGGCUCAGUAUAAUUGUUUCUUCUUUGGCUGAAUAACAUAGUUGUGGGAACACAGCCAUCUCGAAGGACUGUGCUUCCUGCCUACUGUUCAUGUACAGCAAAGUGUUUGCAAGUGAUUCCGAAUCAUUCGUGCACGUGUGUUGCUAGUAUCUGCGUUGCUCUUGCAUUGUACAAAGGCUGUUCUUUUUUAGUGUGAGAACUCUGUAAAUACACGUGUGUGUGCAUGUGCCUGUUGAGAAGUGGCGUGUUUCAGAGUGGUGGUAAUUUUCUUUUCCUUGUGUACUGUGUAUGUAGAUGUUAUGCUUAAACUGUGUGUGAGUGGUACUAUAUACAUAUUAUACAUAAAGAUAUAUAAAUAUGUGAACAUAAAAUAUACAUAGCUUUUUCUGUGUUGCUACACAGAGAACAAGUGUGUUUGUUUGCUGAUGUACUUGUUCGAACCUUCCACCUUCGUUUCUGUGUCCUAUGUUCACUGUUAUUUGCAGAUUAUGAGAAAGGAAGUUUUCGCGGAUGAUAAUAGGGAGAUGUUUCUAAUAAAUCACUUCAGCGAAACAA